AUGAAUGCCGACGUGAUGGAAAGGCGGCGGAAGGCGACGGAAGAGUUGAUUAGUCAAAUAGAGGGAUGCCUAACGGAGCGUCUCUUGAGGGAACAACUCUCUGACCUCUAUCAUCCAAUUCCUGCUCUCGUGCCUCAAAUCUCUGGACCCUCCUCCGUUCGUACAGUUUGUUCAUCAACAAGUGAAUCUUUUAAAAAAGCAACACUGGACUCUCCCAACUCUGCCUUGGAAAAUAUUCCACCUACAAACACAAAUCAACCCCAGAUUUUGCUCAAGGCUGCCAAUACAAACCGCUUAAACGAGGGUAGCCACGGUAAAAAGGAUCGUUUAAACCCAAGAGACUUGCCCUCCUACGCUUCCAAAACUAAUAACAUGGAAUCUAGCGUGAACUGGCGGCUGCUACAGCAGAUCAGCUCCCGAAAUACCUCGAAAUUUACUCAAACAAGUGGAAAGAGAGUUCCGCCUUCUGGUAGUCAUGCUUCACCUCUAAAUGAUAUGCAGUACUGGGACAAAUCCCCUUCAUUGGCUGCCUCCUCCGCCACAAAGUCCGCUCUUAGCAGGCCAAGUAUGGCCGAAAACAAGGGCUUGUUAACCGAGGACGUCAGGUCACGAACCAUGUGGGUCAAGAGUUCAGACAAGGCAAUAUCUGAAUCCUUUGACAAGAAGGAGACCAAUGAAAGGAGGCAAAGGGGACCCUCUCAACCAAGACGAAACCUUCAUGAAAGUCGUCCACAAAAACCCUCAGAGUGCCUUUCAGAGCGACAAUUAAACGGCUACAGAUCACUGCAACGGCGCCUGGAGUACGAUCCUCGAGCCUCCGUCGCGAAAGAACGCCUCAAAUCCAAAAUGGGGGAAAGUCGCAACAACAAUGUCGAUGGAAGCUGUACAACACCCGCAUCAAAUAGGGACGGUGAAGUUGGAGGGUCAGAAAAAGUGAAGACCACUUGCAGGCAAUCUUCCGUCGAUUCCAAAGUGCUGUCUCUAUCGGAACAGAAGGAAUUCAAGGGUCUGACACGGAGUACCAAGUCCUCAGCGCCUCGAAGUCAAGUGAGUUAA
Messenger RNA from Hydatigera taeniaeformis, 1056 nucleotides. The record is from the annotation of a GenBank genome assembly. NCBI's taxonomy places the organism in Eukaryota, Metazoa, Platyhelminthes, Cestoda, Cyclophyllidea, Taeniidae.